Molecule: messenger RNA, 303 nt
Organism: Parnassius apollo (apollo)
Lineage: Eukaryota; Metazoa; Arthropoda; Insecta; Lepidoptera; Papilionidae
Source: the annotation of a GenBank genome assembly
AUGCUCACAAUGUUGGAGGUUGGGUCACAUUCGCAAGUUUGUCCAUUUAAGAAAACAAUAUGCCCUAAAUGUGGGGGAGAAUACGAUAAUUGCGACACUAAAACAUUCAAAUGUGUCAAUUGUUCUGGAUGUCACAUGGCUUUAGCUAGGACUUGUCCUGCUUACCUUAAAGAAAGAAGGUUGCGAGAACUUAUGGCCGAGUUUAAUUGCACAUACAGAAGGGCUUUAACAAUCUAUGUUGCGCCAACACCACAUAGACAAAUGGAGCUAAAAUUUAUAGAACAAGAUAGCAUCCAGCAGUAG